Molecule: messenger RNA, 2063 nt
Organism: Penaeus indicus
Lineage: Eukaryota; Metazoa; Arthropoda; Malacostraca; Decapoda; Penaeidae
Product: protein bowel-like
Exons: 3
Coding region: 1-1803 (600 amino acids)
Biological process (GO): embryo development; embryonic pattern specification; embryonic hindgut morphogenesis
Cellular component (GO): nucleus
Molecular function (GO): DNA-binding transcription factor activity, RNA polymerase II-specific; RNA polymerase II transcription regulatory region sequence-specific DNA binding
Source: RefSeq, a predicted model, not a curated record
AUGUCAGGGGGUUCCGGAAGUGUGCCAGGGGUUCCGCCCGCGCCAUCGGUCUUCUCGUCCUUCGUGGGCGCGGGAGUGACUCCGCCCAUGUACCCGGGGAGCCACCACGCCGCCCAUGCCGCCCACACGCCCGCGGGGACACACUACAGCCAGCACCACAGACUCCACCCGCAGCUGUCGGUGCUACACCAGGUGAGCUCCGAGGCGGCGCCGUCGGCCUUCCACCCGGUGGUGUCCCGCGGGGCGCGGCGCCUGCACGACGUGUCCAGCCCGGACCGCGACGCCGCCCGCGCCGAGGACCCGGGCGGCCCGCAGCUGCAGGGCGGGCCGGGGCGCCAGCUGGGGGACCUCCCGCCGCACGUGCUGCCGCCCCUGGGCCACUCCAUGCCGCCCCUGGGGGUGCCCAGCCUGGGCAUGGGCAACCCGCUCCUGCCGGGCAUCUUCGACCGGCGGCUGCUGCGCGUGUCGGGGCGCGCGGCGCGGCCCAAGAAGCAGUUCAUCUGCAAGUACUGCUCCCGCCACUUCACCAAGAGCUACAACCUCCUGAUCCACGAGCGCACGCACACGGACGAGCGCCCCUUCCCCUGCGACGUCUGCGGAAAGGCCUUCCGCAGGCAGGACCACCUCAGGGACCACAAGUACAUCCACAGCAAGGAGAAGCCGUUCAAGUGCAGCGAGUGCGGCAAGGGCUUCUGCCAGAGCCGCACCCUCGCCGUCCACAAGAUCUUGCACAUGGAGGAGUCGCCGCACAAGUGCCCCACCUGCGGCAGGAGCUUCAACCAGCGCAGUAACCUGAAGACGCACCUGCUCACGCACACGGACCUCAAGCCGUACAAGUGCGCCACCUGCAGCGCCGUCUUCAGGCGGAACUGCGACCUCCGGCGCCACAUGCUCACGCACUCCAUCGGGGGGCACCUGCCGGCGGACAAGGACGCCGACGAGGCCAAGGGCGCCGCCCACGACGACCUCGCGGCCUCGGGCUCUUCCUCCACGCCCUCCCUCGCCCUCUGCGAGCGGCGCGACGGCGCGGCGGACAUCGACGACGACGAGGCGGAGGACGAGGCGGACGAUGACGAGGAGGACGAGGAGAUCGACCCGGGGCGCCCCGACGACGCCUACGCCUUCUACGAGGCGGAGAAGGCGGACGACGAGGAGGACGUCGAGGAGGAGCUGGACGAGGACGACGACGAGGGCGCGGCCGGCGUGGGCGGCGACGACCCCGGCGCCCACCGCGUGUCCAGCCUGCACCCACAGGACAUGCACGGCGCCGACCUGCACGCCCACCCCGCCCACGCGCACGCCUCGCUCGCACACGCCUCCCUGGCGCACGCCUCUCUCGCCUCGCCGCCCGCCCACACCACGCACGCCCACACCGCCCACACCGCGACGCACGACCUGGGCGCGCACGGUCCGCACGCCGCCCACAGCAGCAACAGCAGCAGGGACUCGGGCAUGUCGGGGCCGCACGGCGUGCCGCCCCCCAGACCCGCCUCGCGCCCGCACGCCCACGUCACGUCGCUCUACAGCCACGGCCACGGCUUCUACCCCGUCGUGGGCGGCGGGGGCGCGGGGCCGCCCGCCUCGCACUUCCGGGCGGCGCCCCACGACCUCAAGCGGCCCAUCGAGCAGGUCCUGGGCUGCGCCGGGCCGUCCGUUGCGCCGCCCGCCGUCAUGGGCAUGCAGGGGCCGCUGCACAUGGGCGGCGGGGCCAUGGGCGCCGCCCCGCGCCCGCCCUACCCGCCGCACCCGCCCGAAAGGCCCAAGAAGAAGGGCUUCAUGAUCGAGGACAUCAUGAACGGAUAAUGCCCCACCCCCCUCCUCCCCCACGCUUCCCUCUUCUCUCGACACUCACUCGCCGCCCACGACUCACUCGCCCGCCGCGCAGCCACACGACUCACGACUCACGGACUCGUCUCCGGUAAGAGAGACGGAUCGACGCAGAGCCGCCAGUGUCAAGUCCGCCCACGGGGACGCCCACGCCUCACCUUCCUCAUCACUGUCAUCACCACCACACUCCAUUGUCAUCUCUUUUAUUCUUCCAAAAUCUGUGCCUCCUUCCUCCC